GUAUUUUUUGCUGUCCCCCCCCGGCAUGGCCCCGCUGUGGUGGCUGCUGGGCUCGCUGGUGGCCGCGGUGGCGGGGGGGGGGUCGGUGGAGCAGCCCCCCGCCUCCGAGCCCGCCUGCCCCGUGUGCCUGUGGCGGCGGCAGAGCAAAGAGCUGCGGCUGGAGAGCAUCAAGUCGCAGAUCCUGAGCAAGCUGCGGCUGAAGGAAGCGCCCAACAUCACCCGGGAGGUGGUGAAGCAGCUGCUGCCCAAGGCCCCCCCGCUCCAGCAGCUCCUGGACCUCCACGACUUCCAGGGGGACUCGCUGCAGCACGACGAGUACCUGGAGGAGGACGAGUACCACGCCACCACCGAGACCGUCAUCAGCAUGGCCCAGGAAACGGACCCGGCGGUGCAGAUCGAGGGCAACCCGCACUGCUGCUUCUUCAACUUCAGCCCCAAGAUCAUGUUCACCAAGGUGGUGAAGGCGCAGCUCUGGGUGUACCUGCGGCCGGUGCAGCACACCUCCACCGUGUACCUGCAGAUCCUGCGCCUCAAGCCCGUCACGGACGAGGGCAGCCGCCACAUCCGCAUCCGCUCGCUCAAGAUCGAGCUCAACUCGCGCUCCGGCCACUGGCAGAGCAUCGACUUCAAGCACGUCCUGCAGAACUGGUUCAAGCAGCCCCACAACAAUUGGGGCAUCGAGAUCAACGCCUUCGACCCCAACGGCAACGACCUGGCUGUCACCUCGCUGGGGCCCGGCGCUGAGGGGCUGCACCCCUUCAUGGAGCUGCGCGUCCUGGAGAACAACAAGCGCUCCCGGCGGAACCUGGGGCUGGACUGCGACGAGCACUCCACGGAGUCGCGCUGCUGCCGCUACCCGCUCACCGUGGACUUCGAGGCGUUCGGCUGGGACUGGAUCAUCGCCCCCAAGCGCUACAAGGCCAACUACUGCUCGGGCCAGUGCGAGUACAUGUUCAUGCAGAAGUACCCGCACACGCACCUGGUGCAGCAGGCCAACCCGCGCGGCUCGGCCGGGCCCUGCUGCACGCCCACCAAGAUGUCCCCCAUCAACAUGCUCUACUUCAACGACAAGCAGCAGAUCAUCUACGGCAAGAUCCCCGGCAUGGUGGUGGAUCGCUGCGGCUGCUCCUAGAGCCGCGCUGCCUCCCCGCUGCCCCUCCGAGCGAGCCCCCGCUGCCCCCCGCGGGCUCCUCAGCAUUUUUUCCGCUCUUUUUUUUUUUUUUUUUUUUUCCUUUUUUU
Pyrgilauda ruficollis (rufous-necked snowfinch) is the source of this 1239-nucleotide messenger RNA. It is a transcript of the gene GDF11, whose product is annotated as growth differentiation factor 11. Gene Ontology annotation, molecular function: cytokine activity; growth factor activity. Gene Ontology annotation, cellular component: extracellular region. Gene Ontology annotation, biological process: SMAD protein signal transduction. The transcript is spliced from 3 exons. The coding region runs from base 26 to 1132 and encodes 368 amino acids. The record is from RefSeq and is a predicted model, not a curated record. NCBI's taxonomy places the organism in Eukaryota, Metazoa, Chordata, Aves, Passeriformes, Passeridae.